UGAAAGACUUAUAAUGAGAGUUGUAUAUUUCAUAUGUUUAAUAAUAUUUAAUUAUAAUUGUAAUCCAAGUCCAUACUUCUCGCGUAUCUUUGUGAUUGACAUUGAGAUUUCAAGUUAACUCUCUGAAAAGUUUGGUGUAAGAAAGGUUUUUGGGAUGAUUCUAAUGUAAAAGCUCAAGCUAUUUAGAAUAAAUUUUAAGAGGAAACUCUAGGAGACUAAAUUAGACUAAAUUUAUAAAAACAACUCAUGACACAGUUUAGAAAGUUAUAUAUAUAUAUAUAUAUAUAUAUAUAUAUAAAAGUAUCUCUCCACCACCUAUUUUCUCAUAUUUUUGUAAUCUAAUUGGAGUUUGGAUUAAGUUUGAGUCCAAUAUCUCACACAUUUCCCUAUUUUGAUUGUUCACUACUUCCCGGGAUUCACUCUCUCCUUUUUCCAACUUCGCUUAUGCCUCUCACAAUUUCAAACCAUUUCCAAGCGUGUAGUAGAAUUCAAGCGUUUUUUGCUGAGAAGAGAGGUAAAGACAUUGGCUAUGGCCACUAGGUUUCCAGGAGUUGACAAUGAAUUGCAAAAGAUUCUGGAUGCUAAUAUGGAUCAUGUUGGUGCUAGAAGACUAGCUCGUGAAUCCUUCAAGGAUAUUCAGCUUCGGAUUGAUCACAUACUCUUUAAGACUCGAUGCGAUGGACUCAAAACGGAGGAGUCGUACGAGGUGAACUCAAAGGGCGUUGAAAUCUUCUACAAGAGUUGGCUACCCGGAACUGCGAGGCCGAAAGCAGCUGUGUUUUACUGUCAUGGUUAUGGAGACACUUGCACCUUUUUCUUUGAAGGAAUAGCUAGAAAAUUGGCAUGUGCUGGAUAUGGAGUAUUUGCUAUGGAUUAUCCAGGAUUUGGUCUUUCAGAAGGUCUUCAUUGCUAUAUUCCUAGUUUUGAUUCGCUAGUUGAUGAUGUCAUCGAGAUUUACUCCAAAAUCAAAGCAGAAAAUCUAGAAUUUCAAUCUCUUCCAAGCUUCCUUUUUGGACAAUCCAUGGGAGGAGCUGUUGCUUUAAAGAUGCACCUUAAACAACCUAAGGCAUGGGAUGGCGCCGUUCUUGUUGCGCCGAUGUGUAAAAUUGCAGAUGACAUGGUUCCACCAAAGUUGCUAGCUCAGAUUCUUAUCGGCAUCGCCAAUAUUCUACCAAAGAAAAAGUUAGUUCCGCAGAAGAAUUUAGCAGUGGCAGCAUUUAGAGACCUGAAGAAGCGAGAAAUGACAGCUUAUAAUGUCAUUGGCUACAGAGAUAAACCGCGUUUGUGGACUGCUGUCGAGAUGCUUAAAACGACUCAAGAAAUCGAACGGAGAUUGGAAGAAGUGUCUUUGCCAUUGUUAAUCCUUCAUGGAGAGGCUGAUAUUGUGACGGAUCCGUCGGUGAGCAAAACAUUUUAUGAGAAAGCUAGCAGCUCAGACAAGAAGCUUAAACUUUACAAAGAUGCUUAUCAUUCUCUUCUUGAGGGGGAGCCUGAUGAAAUGAUAAUCCAAGUUUUUACUGAUAUUGUUUUAUGGCUUGACGAACACAGCUUGAAACAUUCUUCAUUUUCUGAUAAAUAAUUUAUUUUCUGUGUAUUUUAUGAAUAUUGAGAUUGUUCUUUAAAUGGAGAAAAGGAAUGAUUCUAUUGUUUGUAUAGAAGUUUUUGUUGAAUAAUAAUAAUUUUGAGUGUAGAAAAUUA
Molecule: messenger RNA, 1698 nt
Organism: Lathyrus oleraceus (garden pea)
Lineage: Eukaryota; Viridiplantae; Streptophyta; Magnoliopsida; Fabales; Fabaceae
Product: caffeoylshikimate esterase
Exons: 8
Coding region: 530-1579 (349 amino acids)
Source: RefSeq, a predicted model, not a curated record